UCUAGACAGACGGCGGCGGCGGGCCCGGGCUUUUCUUUUUGCGCCUUGCCGUGUGUCACCCGAAGAACAAUUUAUUGGUCUAAAGCCGUCUAAUUCCGCCUCUUUGAUCUGCUGGGCUGCUGCUUCUUUGCUUCGUCUUCCUUUAACUUUUUCAUGUUUUUAUUUCCUGCCGGAAGGCGACACUUAUUUGGAAUAUAUUUGGUGGAUUUUUUUUUUUCUCCCUUCCCAUCUUACCCACUCCUUUCGCCAUCUGAGGAGUGGAAGCAGCCGGAUCCACCAUAAAGGGCAUCCCCGGAUAUUGCGCCCCCACUCCCAUGCUCGUGGGAGACAGCCCAAGCCCACCUGCCCCCUCUCAGGCAGCCCUGCCUCCCCAAGCAAGCCCGGGCGGGUUGCCGGGCAGGAGCUGAGGCCCCCUGCACCCGGAUCUGAACACCCCCUUCGCCUUUUGUGCUCCCAGGACCCCCGAGAGGGUGCAGUGAACGGGGGACGGCCUGGACCCUGCGAAUGGGACGAGGAGGGCUUUGUACACCAGAACCAAACUCUAUAAUUCAGAGAAGAAUUUCCGGGGCAAUUCCAUUGUGAGGUCGGGUUUAUGGUGUGCAAUCCAGCCGGGCAGUAAAAGGUGGCCCGGCUUCCAGCGCGGCCUGGGCAGUUUAUGAGGCGUUUAGGGGAACGAUUUGCCCUACCGUCCUCCAAGGGAACGGUGGGCAGCGGGGGCUUCCUAUGGGCCGACGCUGGGCAAGGGCUGGAGGCCUGGAAAGGUAGGCACCAUGAGUUGGGGACCUGGAUGGUAGGGAGGGAGGGAGACCAGUGUUCUCAGCUCCCAGCGAGUUUGCACACUGGAAGAUGCAGUAGCCAAAAGAACUAGGACUCCCCAGCCCCCUCUCUUCUCUCCAGAUUGCUCCCAGACACCCAGCCCACGAAGUGGAGGUUCAGGGGUGGCUGCGGUGAUGGCUGCGGGGCACCACACGGCAAGGCAGCCGCGGGCUCGGCGGAGCCAGACCACCUGUGAGGGCUGCUGAGAUUGGCGGAGGCGGUCAUGUGGGCGGUCACGUGCUGCGGCAAGCUCCGUCCAAAAGAAAAUGGGGUUUGGUGUAAAUCUGGGGGUGUAAUGUUAUCAUAUAUCACGCUACCUCGUAAAACCGACACUGAAAGCUGCCGGACAACAAAUCACAGGUCAAAAUUAUGAGUUCUUCGUAUUAUGUGAACGCGCUUUUUAGCAAAUAUACGGCGGGGGCUUCUCUGUUCCAAAAUGCCGAGCCGACUUCUUGCUCCUUUGCGCCCAACUCGCAGAGAAGCGGCUACGGGGCGGGCGCCGGUGCCUUCGCCUCGACCGUACCGGGCUUGUACAAUGUCAACAGCCCCCUGUACCAGAGCCCCUUCGCGUCCGGCUACGGCCUGGGCACCGACGCCUACGGCAACCUGCCCUGCGCCUCCUACGACCAAAACAUCCCGGGGCUCUGCGGGGACCUCGCCAAAGGCGCCUGCGACAAGGCGGACGAGGGCGCGCUGCACGGCCCGGCCGAGGCCAAUUUCCGCAUCUACCCCUGGAUGCGGUCUUCAGGACCCGACAGGAAGCGGGGCCGCCAGACCUACACGCGCUACCAGACGCUGGAGCUGGAGAAGGAGUUCCACUUCAACCGCUACCUGACGCGGCGGCGGCGCAUCGAGAUCGCCCACGCGCUCUGCCUCACCGAGCGCCAGAUCAAGAUCUGGUUCCAGAACCGCCGCAUGAAGUGGAAGAAAGAGCACAAGGACGAGGGGCCGGCGGCCGCCGCAGCCCCCGAGGGCACCGCGCCCGCCGCCGCUACUGCCGCCGCAGCUGCCGCCGACAAGGCUGAAGACGAGGACGACGAUGAAGACGAAGAGGAGGAGGAGGAGGAAGAAUGAGGAGUAGGGCCCAGCCGGGGGCCCUGGCUGUAGCGGACAGUCGGAAAAGCGUCUUUAAGAGACUCACUGGUUUUAUUUACAAAAUGGGGGAAAACAAUAAAAUGAUUUAAAAAAAAAAAAAACCCCAGUCCCCAAACCGCACCCCAUCCACCCCAUCACCCACUCAAGUUCCCACUUUUUCUGGACUGAGCGGCACGGAGACUGGGUCAUCUUUGGGAUUCCCUCUGCCUCGGAGGACCCGGACAAAUUUCCCCCUACCCCAGGCCAGCCACUCGGUACUGGCACAGCCAAAAUACUACCUAGCACAGGCCUCUUCUUGGGGCCUCCCCAGACUACCUAUGGGCCCAGCCCCAGUGGGCCUCCACCUCCAGGAAGCCCAGCAUGUCCCAACACUGGCAGACCCCCAGCACCAUCUCCCGUAUGCGUAUGCGCAAGAACCUGACUCUCUCUGUACUACCUACUCACCCAAACUACCUAUGUAGUGCUGGCUGGCUUGCCUGCUACCUAGCACGGGCCCCGCCCAGGCCUAAGGCUCCCACUGCUUCCAGCAGGCAGCCCUUUGGGUCCCUCAGGCGUCACGGAGAAGGCACUGGGGGCCAGGGACCAGGGCAUUGGCUUCUAUUUAAAUUGAAAAAAAUAAUAUAUUUAUUCCAAAGCAUUCUAAGUGCUGCAACCCAGAACCCUUCCUUCUCUGGCUUGGGCACCCCCAAGUGUUCAGGUCCAACACCCCCACUCUGGAGGGGAGCAUUCCUGUGCUAGCCUCUGCCUAGUAGGGCUCUGGAGUUGCUCCCAGCCUGGCCAUCCACUCCCUGGGCCCCUGUGUCCUGUUCAGCCAUUUCAAUUAUGUAUACCCUGACUUUUCCUACAAUGGAAAAUACUGUAUAUUUGAACUUUUUUUUUUUUUUUUGUCGUUUCUAUAGUCUUGGAGCUCAUUUGUAAGGCAGUGUCUUGACUCUGGCUGGAUAUGUUUAUGGGUGACUUUGUAGCAUGGUGUGUUGUCUUGAGCUAACUCUGUAGUGGGCAGGGAGGUCCCGUGCCUUUCCCAGUGCCCUUCAUCUCCUGUGUUACCCUGUGUCCCCUUCAGCCCCAGCCUGGGGAGCAGGGACGGCACAUCUGCCAGCCCAGCUAACCAUGUUUUAUGUAACAGAAAAAUAAAGAUGCUUGGUGACAA
This is a messenger RNA of Lepus europaeus (European hare), 3061 nucleotides long. RefSeq names its product homeobox A7 (gene HOXA7). Gene Ontology annotation, cellular component: nucleus. Gene Ontology annotation, biological process: regulation of transcription by RNA polymerase II; anterior/posterior pattern specification. The coding region runs from base 1186 to 1890 and encodes 234 amino acids. NCBI's taxonomy places the organism in Eukaryota, Metazoa, Chordata, Mammalia, Lagomorpha, Leporidae. The transcript is spliced from 3 exons. The record is from RefSeq and is a predicted model, not a curated record. Gene Ontology annotation, molecular function: DNA-binding transcription factor activity, RNA polymerase II-specific; RNA polymerase II cis-regulatory region sequence-specific DNA binding.